Messenger RNA from Acytostelium subglobosum LB1, 1950 nucleotides. RefSeq lists its product as hypothetical. The record is from RefSeq and is a predicted model, not a curated record. The transcript is spliced from 3 exons. Gene Ontology annotation, cellular component: peroxisome. Gene Ontology annotation, molecular function: serine-type endopeptidase activity. Bases 1 to 1950 code for a protein of 649 amino acids. NCBI's taxonomy places the organism in Eukaryota, Evosea, Eumycetozoa, Acytosteliales, Acytosteliaceae. Gene Ontology annotation, biological process: regulation of fatty acid beta-oxidation; protein processing.
AUGCAACGAAAUGAUGGUGGUGAUGAUGAGUCGACUGUGAUUGCUCAAGUAAUCGCUGAUGACGAUGGAGGUGGUGUACAGUCGAUCAACCAUCUGAGGCAGUGUUGUGUGGUAGUCAGAGUAAGAGGUCCAGAGGAAUCAACAUUAAGAAGUAAUAGAUCAUCAUCAAGCUUAGUGUCAACAUUCUCGCAUUCAUUUGAUGGUCGCACAACAUUCAGUUGUAGUGGAUUCAUUGUUAAUAAGGAGCAGGGAUUGAUAUUGACAUCGGCAUCGAUAUUUACACCAUUCUUGAAGGUGCGUCCAUCAGCUAAUGGUGUCGCCAACAACUCUGAUGACUCAUUGGAGAUGAUCAAGGACACAGAGAUAGACAUAAUGUGCAAUUACAACAAGGAUAUCAAACAUGAUGAUGUUGCAACGAGCAACCAACUGUCAAUAUACAAGGUGGCCGAGGAGCGUGUCUAUGACCCUCUGAAGGAUUGGAUACCUUGUCGAUACCAAUCCAUGUUGCCAGUGCACCCUUCGGUCAUUGAGAUUGUCGACCAGAUCAAGUCAUACUUCUCCGUCAGCACGCCCAGAGCUCUGUCUUUGGUGCUGCUGCGAGCGACCACACCAUUAGUCGACCCAGCAGUUCGCGCCAUUACCUUUGCCAACACGUCGGUGGCCUCGCGCACCGGCGAGAAACUCACAAUCAUAGCAUCACCAUUUGGCUUCAUCUCACCGACAAUCUUCCUCAACUCUGUAUCCAGUGGUAUACUGUGUAAUGCGAUUGCGGCUCGUCCAUACGAUCACCCUUCACUCUUCCUCACAGAUGCACGUUGUCUGCCUGGCAGCGAGGGUGCUGCCGUGUUUGAUUCUCAUGGUCAUCUGGUGGCUGUGGUCACGGCGCCUAUCCGAGCAAAGGAUGACAAGAUACCUUUCAAUCUAUCGCCACUCAUCCCUUCACAUACAUUCAUCACCAAUCUCAACCUUCAAGGUCAAAUUCACAUGUCUUCACACACGGACCAACUCGUCCGCAACUAUAAAAGUAGCAUCAGUAGCAGGAUUGGCAGCAACAGCCUGGUCAACAGCAGGUUGGAUCAACAGAAGCACUCGAUAGUAUUGGUCAAGUUCAAAGACACUUGGGGAUCAGGUGUUCUGAUCUCAGAGAAUGGAUAUAUAUUAACCAAUGCACAUCUGCUUGGUCCGUCAAUACCUUCGAUCCACAAGUCAGACAUCAGUGGCGCAUACCCGCCAUCGAUGUACAAAAACUACAGUGUCGACCUUCGAAUCGAUUACUCUGCGAUGAAAGGCAAGGAGACGAUCAAGGGACACGUAUGGCUCCAGGGCAACAUCGAGUACAUCUCUCACACUCACUUGGACAUUGCAUUGUUAAAGAUCCGCGACGAGGAUACAACUUUGUUCAACCAUGUCGACUGCAACAUGUUGCUCAACGUCAAGCAUGGUGCAGAGGUAUCCGUGCUUGGAUAUCCACUUCUGCCGCCAACUCAGAACCCUCCAAUAAGUGUGACCAAUGGCAUCGUAUCUAAUAUUAUAUUCGUCGAAGGAAUGGCAGUCAGCUAUCAAACGACUGCACCUGUGCACUCUGGCAACAGUGGAGGAGGACUGUUUGAUCAUCAAGGCAACUUCUUGGGCAUUGUCACAUGCAAUGCCAAACAGAAGAAUGGUUCAAUUAUCACCGACCUUAACUUCUCCAUACCAGUUGCAUCACUUGUACAUUUCUUCAACUACGCCAAUGGUCAAGAUAAACAUGGAUUGGAAGUAAUGAGAAGAACUUCAACCAACAAGUUCCUGAAGGCACUUUGGAAGCUACAGAUAACAUCGUCACCUCAGCCAAGUACCACGACUGAUGGUCGUGGCAAGAAGUACUCUGAGUUCAUGGAGAAGAUGACCAAGACACCAAUCACUCAAAAGGAAGAGAUUGAUCAAGCUCGUCUUCGAUCAAAGUUGUAG